Aplysia californica (California sea hare) is the source of this 3906-nucleotide messenger RNA. RefSeq names its product serine/threonine-protein kinase Nek3. NCBI's taxonomy places the organism in Eukaryota, Metazoa, Mollusca, Gastropoda, Aplysiida, Aplysiidae. The transcript is spliced from 10 exons. The record is from RefSeq and is a predicted model, not a curated record. Gene Ontology annotation, biological process: protein phosphorylation. The coding region runs from base 817 to 2280 and encodes 487 amino acids. Gene Ontology annotation, molecular function: ATP binding; protein kinase activity.
UCCUAUUCUGUUGGUUGGGAUGUUGUAGGCUAGGCCUCAGCCUGGGCUGUCCUUCUCAAUCAUGGACGAAUCAGUCUGCACCUUAAAACAUCAAAAUUAAUAUUUGUUUCGACGGGAGCGUCAAACGUUUACAAUUGCGAUAAAAUGGAGACUCUUUGGGCUUUGCGUCGAGUAAAAUGUACAAAGAGGCAUAACAGAAAAAUUUUGAACGGAAAGUGUUUCGGAGUAUUUGUCUUUCCCUUCAAUACCAGUUCUCGCGUUACAAUAAGGAGGUUAUACAUUUUGUUGUAAGAUCCUUGGGUAUUAUUACUAUUAUCAUGGGGAAAAGACAGCACCCAGCUCUUAUUCUAUUUUAAGUUUGUUAUUUAUUGUAUUGGAGCGCGGAUGAGCUGAAGAGGGGAAGGACCGUCCGUUCUGGAAGGGAGAGCACUCCCGUUGCGUAUCUAUGUAAACAUUUGACAAGUUGAACUGUUUUGGUGCAUGUCGCACAUCACACAUUCGUGAUUAAUAAUCUUCAAAUCAGUUGCAUAAACAAAUGUAGAUCUAGAUAUAGUAGUGAACGAAUUAUUUUUUAAGCACAUAUUUCCCUGAUGUAUGUUUUUCUUAAGUCAUGGGAAGAAGAAGAUCUUCAGCAGGGCUGGAUAUAAUGGCCAGGUGGAGGGGUGGGAACGGUAUUUCUACAGUGACAACAUUGGAAUUUAAUAUAGACUUGAAUUUUACUUCCUUCAUCAUGUGUACAUGGGCUUGUUAAAACAAGUAGUGGGCUUGAUAACAGUAUUUUUGGUCAUUGUCAUUUUGCCAUAGACACUGAAUAUUAUGGCUCAAGUUACAAUUGUUAAUAAACUUGGUCAUGGUGCCUUUGGAGAUGUGUACCUUGUGCAGAUGGGAAACGACCAUUAUGCUCUAAAGGUUGCUGAUGUAUCUCGCCUUCAAAAAUGCAGAGGCCCAGAUUUUGAUGUUGAAUCUGAGGCAAAGCUUCUGCAAAGAUUGUGUCACCCACAUUUGGUCCAGUGUUGUGGAUAUUUUCUACAAGGCACAUUUUUAUAUAUUGUCACUGAAUUUUGUCAGUGUGGAAAUCUCCAACAAUAUCUUCAAAAAAGGAAACAUUAUGUCUCUGAGAAGAAAAUAUUGCUUUGGACUGGUCAAUUAGCAGAUGCAUUGAGGUAUCUUCAUGCAAGCAAAAUUAUUCACAGAGAUGUAAAGACUGAAAACAUUUUCUUUGAUGUCAACCAGAAUAUAAAGCUCGGUGAUCUUGGUGUUGCCAGAGAGUUGCAACAUACAGAAGAGCCAGUUAUGUCAAAUGUGGGAACAAGAAAUUACAUGAGUCCUGAAGUUAUCUUUGGUGCAAAUUACACAACAAAGACGGACAUCUGGAGUUUGGGAUGUUGCGUGCAUGAAGCAAUGUCUCUAAGACCUACAUUUCAAACAAAAAGUAUGUGGGAGCAGAUGGAGAGGAUGAAAAAGGGAAGAGUACCACCAGUCCCAGACAUUUACAGUCAGCAGUUGAAAGAGUUGCUUCUUCUUAUGUUAGACAGAAAUCCUGACACAAGGCCGGAUGCCUUGGAGAUUUUACUGACAGUUUCUCAAAUCAAUGGCCUACCCUAUAAACCUGGUCCCCUUGAAGUAAUCAAAGAAGUUGAUCUUGACCCCAACAGUGUCAUUAGUAAAGUUCAUGAGUUUCAAGUGAAAGCAGAAUUUUCUGGCCCAUACAAAUCAUCAAAGAGCAUGGAAACUAGCACAACAGAAGUACAGAGUAUAGCUCCUUCAGAACCUGAAGUAAAGUCUGUCCCGAGACCUCUUCCUCAACCAAAGUCUUUCUCACCUCCGAGCCUAACAUUGCCUGCAGAAGAAGACUCUCAAAAGAAAAGUGAUGAUCAUGUCAAGGACAGGACAAGUGCCAGCACUGCAAAUGAACCAAGCAAGCCAAGUAGUAAGAACUCCACUAAGGAUGAGGAAGGCUCAGAAUCAUCAGCCUCUGAAUCAGAGACUGGCAUAGAAGACUCAAUUGACUCGAUGACCCUCACAUCCAAUAUGUCUCCCAGAAGCUUUCUUUCUCAGUCACAGGACAUGAUAGACCCUACUUUCAUGGAACGUUUGGCUGUGGAAUCUCAAGAAUGGUUAAGGAAACGUUUUCAGCACGAUGGGGAUAAUGAGGUCUGUUCGAGAAAACUGGCCCAGGACCCCCAAGCCGAACUCGACUCUGAAUGCCAAGUCACUCUUUACACCAGGGCUCAGAAUGUCAAGUUUCACAAGAGCACGGACAGCACAAUUUCUUCAUGACAUUGAGCCGGUUCAAGGUCCUGCAGAAAAAAUUGUUGUCUAAAUAUUUUUCACCUCUCUUCAGUAAUAGCCCACAUUUUUUCAUUUAGUAUCUGUUAAGAUUGUGGGUGUUUUGUUGAAGUUAUAGAGGUAAUGUCCAUAUGUUAUUAUAGUUCUUUUACUCCUGAGAAGAAUUUAAGCCACGACUGCUGACAAAAAUAAUUUCUUAAAAAGAAAGUAAUAGAACCUACUAGCAGUACCAUCUAUUUAACCAAAUGAAAAUUAAGGAUAAUAUUUAUUUUUUUUGGUAAACUCCAUGUGCCAUGGCAUUCAGACUAGCUAUUUAAGCACUGUUACAUUUGAGAUCACGACCUAUGAUCAUCUUUGCGGAUGCAAUCUGAGGGCUCAGUUAGUGUAUAGUCACAUAAAGUCUCUGACUCUGAGGGCUCAGUUAGUGUAUACUUGCAUAAAGUCUCUGAGCAGGUUUGGGACUGACCUCAUAAUACCUCCAGUAGUGAAAAGUUAAAAUGUGCAUACCAAAGCUCUUAUGCUUUAACCAUGUAAAUGGUUUCAUUAAAAUUCUCAGUCAGUAAUAAAAACACCCUUCUAAUAUCUAAUUUCACUUAUUAAUGAAGACACAAAAGGUGGCACAAAAGUACAGUAGUCUCCGCCUAAACGUAUGUCAUACAAAGGCACGCUCCGCUCAAACGCACGCUUUCGUCUUAUGACGAGUUUUUACUAUAUAAUUUAGACGUACAAAUGCACAGUCACUUGUUUUAAACACACACUUCAAUUUGCGAAACAUGUCUACAGGCAAAGCUUGACAAGGGGAAAUUUUCACUGCAGUCUACAUACCUUGACAAGCCUAGACAACUGGAUACAGUGGAAUUUAGAUUCAACGAAGUCGUCGGGCCUGGCCUUCAAUUUCAUAGAAUCGGAGUGUUUGUUAUGGAAAAUAUGAGGGUUUUGUGUAGAUAAUUACAGGCACCGAGCAAGUAAAGACAUUCUCAAUCAAAAGUAGUUGGGCUUCAAAUGAGAGGCAUUUUCAGGGUUUUUGUACCAAUGAAUUGCUCGAAAAUUUCAGGAAAAUACACUGAACUCUACCAAGCACACACUGUGCGAAAGGGCCGAUUUGUUCAAAUGUACGCCUGUGUCAUCUAUCAUCUAUUGUAUUAUCUAUGUAUUGUUUGCCAAACAAGUUAUGUUGCUGUGUAGAGCCUAGUAACGUACAGCAACGUUUGAUUCCACUGUCCGGUCCAGCAUUAUCCUAUCAUUUUAAUAUUGAUCAGUAACCUAGGAAUAAAGAUAAACUGUGUCUCAUUUGUAUCUCUCUACUGAUGUUCCACGCCCGACCGUUUGAUCCCCCUUCCCCCAUCCCUCCUCCUACCCCCUGGACACGCGCACACCCAGUCACACGUCACAUGUGUGCUGGCCGCCCGUCCGAUCCCGGCACACGCUAAGACAUGAGUGCGUGAUAACAAUGCGUACAUUGGUAUGGAAGGAGGCUGAGGGUUGGUCGCAUACGGUAUGAUAGAGCAGUUCAUCCAGCAAGCGACUUUGUUGAAUCCGAGCUUGCUCAUUUAUGUUUUCUUUGAAACCAAGUUGUUUUUAUUGAUAUUUAUGAAUUAAAAAUAUCGCGGAAUCCAA